Exophiala aquamarina CBS 119918 is the source of this 1305-nucleotide messenger RNA. Its product is annotated as tRNA-dihydrouridine synthase 2. Gene Ontology annotation, cellular component: cytoplasm. The transcript has a single exon. Lineage: Eukaryota; Fungi; Ascomycota; Eurotiomycetes; Chaetothyriales; Herpotrichiellaceae. Gene Ontology annotation, molecular function: flavin adenine dinucleotide binding; tRNA dihydrouridine synthase activity. The record is from RefSeq and is a predicted model, not a curated record. Gene Ontology annotation, biological process: tRNA dihydrouridine synthesis. The coding region runs from base 1 to 1305 and encodes 434 amino acids.
AUGGCCACCUCUUCGUCCGCCCCCCACCUCCCCAUACCUUCCAAAGGUGUUGACUUCAGGGGCAAAGUCGUCCUCGCUCCUAUGGUGCGCUCGGGAGAACUUCCAUCGCGUCUACUGGCUCUCAAAUAUGGCGCUGAUCUUGUCUGGGGUCCAGAAACCGUUGAUAGAGCAAUGAUUGGGACUGAACGGAAAAUGAAUCCGCGAACGGGGUGUUUAGAAUGGACACGAAAUUCUAACAGCAACCCAUUGUCAAGAAUGCCUGCGAGAGAGGCCGUCAUUUAUCGCAUCGAUCCAAAGAGAGAAUCGUCACAACUCAUCUACCAGAUUGGUACCUCGAACCCCGAUACCGCUGUGCAGGCUGCUAGUCUUGUUGCGCCAUAUGUAAGCGGAAUUGACGUCAAUGCUGGUUGUCCAAAACCGUUCUCCACGUCAGGUGGAAUGGGUGCUGCACUUCUGCGCACUCCUGACCUUCUUUGUAGCAUCCUAACCGCCUUGGUCGCAAAGGUUGGCACGCCAAACGAAAUCGGCAUCAGUGUCAAGAUCCGACUUCUUGAGACGCCGGAAGCAACAUCAUCCCUCGUUAACCAGCUUUGCAAGACCGGAAUCACCGGGCUGACUAUCCACUGUCGCACCACUCCAAUGAGACCACGAGAACGUGCAAUCAGAGACCAGUUGAAGAUGAUUGGCGACAUUUGCAGAAAUCAUGGUGUUGCGUGCCUGAUGAAUGGAGAUGUCAAGUGUCGAGAAGAGGGCCUUGCUCUGGCGCAGGAAUAUGGUAUCGAUGGAGCAAUGAUUGCUACUGCUGCGGAGGCGAAUUCGUCCGUCUUCCGCUCCAAAGACAACGGUGGACUUGCACCGUGGCAAGAUGUGGUGAAAGAAUACUUGCAGUUGGCCAUGAGUGUCGAGAAUAAGUGGGCUAAUACAAAAUUCCUCCUUUCACAGCUCAUGCCGUCAAAGAGUCCUGUAUUUCAACCCGUGCAAAUGUCUCGGAGUCAUUGCGAAGUAUUGGCCCUAUUGAAUAUUACCAAUGCCGAUAUCAUCAAUCAGGCUGAAGAAGCUGACAGAAUCCUUGGGCUCGAUGUGCCUCGAAUUACGAAAGCCGAUGUCAAACGGCAACACAAGCAGGAAGCAAAAGAAACCAAGCAGAAGAAGCAGGCAAAGCUAGCGAAGCGGGCUCUGGAGGAGGAUAGAAACCGCAAAAGAGGUGCUAGUGAGGAGCGGACUAAGAAGCAAAGGGCCGAGAUUGCUGCUGAAAACGUUGGCUUCGACGGAAUAGGACAAGGUGCGAUGGCACUUGCAGCGUGA